This is a messenger RNA of Malurus melanocephalus (red-backed fairy wren), 3108 nucleotides long. It is a transcript of the gene DCAF6, whose product is annotated as DDB1 and CUL4 associated factor 6. Lineage: Eukaryota; Metazoa; Chordata; Aves; Passeriformes; Maluridae. Bases 129 to 2729 code for a protein of 866 amino acids. The record is from RefSeq and is a predicted model, not a curated record. Gene Ontology annotation, molecular function: protein binding. Gene Ontology annotation, biological process: positive regulation of transcription by RNA polymerase II. The transcript has 20 exons. Gene Ontology annotation, cellular component: Cul4-RING E3 ubiquitin ligase complex; cytoplasm.
UCGGCGCGAGGCGGGCGCGGGGCGCGCGCUCGGGGCCCGCUCGGCGGUUCCCAUGGUGAUCGCGCGCGCCCGGCCGGUCCCGGCGCAUCCCUCCGCUCCGCGCGCGCCCGUCCCGCCUGCGCGGGGCCAUGUCCCGCGGGCGGUGCCCACACCUGCUCUGGGACGUGCGGAAGCGGACCCUGGGGCUGGAGGAGCCUGGAUUGCUGCGGAGGCACUACCUCGGGAGAAGAGAAUUUAUCCAAAGAUUAAAACUUGAAGCAACCUUGAAUGUGCAUGAUGGAUGUGUGAAUACAAUUUGCUGGAACGAUACAGGAGAAUAUAUUUUAUCUGGUUCAGAUGACACCAACCUGGUAAUUAGUAAUCCCUACAGCAGAAAGGUUCUCACAACAAUUCGCUCAGGACACAGGGCCAAUAUUUUCAGCGCAAAGUUCUUACCAUGYACCAAUGACAAGCAGAUUGUUUCUUGUUCCGGAGACGGAGUCAUUUUCUACACGAAUGUUGAACAAGAUGCAGAGACCAACAGGCAAUGCCAGUACACCUGCCACUAUGGGACUACCUACGAGAUUAUGACAGUACCAAAUGAUCCGUACACUUUCCUCUCUUGUGGUGAGGACGGCACCGUCAGAUGGUUUGAUACUCGCAUCAAAACAAGCUGCACCAAGGAAGAUUGUAAAGAUGAUAUUUUGAUAAACUGUCGUCGUGCUGCCACUUCUGUUGCUAUUUGUCCCCCCAUCCCCUACUACUUGGCUGUAGGAUGUUCUGACAGCUCCGUGAGGAUCUAUGACAGGAGAAUGCUUGGCACGAGGGCAACAGGGAAUUAUGCUGGCAGGGGCACUGUUGGAAUGGUGGCACGUUUUGUCCCUCCUCAUCUCAACAACAAAUCCUGCAGAGUAACAUCCCUGUGUUACAGUGAAGAUGGCCAAGAGAUCCUUGUGAGCUACUCCUCAGAUUACAUUUACUUGUUUGACCCCAAGGAUGACACAGCACGAGAACUUAAAGUUCCUUCUGCUGAAGAGAGAAGGGAAGAGUUACGUCAGCCUCCCGUUAAACGUCUGCGGCUCAGAGGGGAUUGGUCAGAUACCGGGCCAAGAGCAAGGCCUGAGAGUGAGAGAGAGAGAGAUGGGGAGCAGAGUCCCAAUGUGUCUCUGAUGCAGAGAAUGUCAGACAUGCUGUCAAGGUGGUUUGAAGAAGCCAGUGAAGUUGCACAGAGCAAUCGAGGACGAGGAAGAUCACGGUCCAGAGGUGGGACUAACCGGACAGAUACUCCUGCUACUAAUAACAUGCCACCUAGUAGAGAAUCAGAAACUGCAAUGGAAGUAGAUGGUUCUGAACAGCUUGCAUCAUCUUCCUCUUCUACCAUGUCAGCUCCAGCUCCUUCAACAUCAUCUUCAACAGAAAGUCCCCCUUCAACUUCAUUACUGUCCUCUCCUGAUAAUGAACAAAGGCCUUCUUUGGGGGCCUCGACUCAGCCUGUGCUGCAUCAGUCUGAUUCUCCUUCUUCAGUGGUUAACAAACAGCUUGGAUCCAUGUCACUUGAUGAGCCACAGGAGAGUGAUAGGCCACGAACAGGAACAGGUGAACCAGUUUUGAGUUUGCACUACAGUACAGAAGGAACGACUACAAGCACAAUAAAACUGGCCUUCACUGAUGAGUGGAGCAGCACAAAUUCAAGCUCUAGAGGGAGUGGAAGUCAUUGCAAAACUGAAGGCCAAGAAGAUUCUGUAAAAAUAAAAGCUUUGGAYGAAUCAGGGCCUGAAGGUGAAGAAACAAGGGUUUCUGAUGAAUCUUACAAGGAAGAUGCRAGUGCUGAAGAACUGAAAAAUACAGAUGAAGCUGUAGAGACAACAGAAGCAACAGUAUCAGAUCAACCUGAUCCUGACCAUUGUGGAAUUGAAUCAGAAAAAAGUGUCCCCAGUGCUGAUGCUGACUCUGGGAAUGCAGAGGAAGAAGCCUCCUGUGAAGGGAGUGCAAACCAAGACAUUUGCAGUGAAAGCACUGACCCCACUGCCAACCCGCUCAUGGCGAGCGAUGAUCCUCAGUCCCAGGCAGAAUCCUCAGGGCUUGCAGCUCCAGACGAGUCCACCAGGACCUCAGCUCUCCAGGAAACUGAUGACAGCGAUGAUGAUCCUGUCCUGAUCCCAGGGGCGAGGUAUCGAGGAGGCCCAGGACACAGACGAUCUGCUGUCGCCCGAAUCCAGGAGCUCUUCAGGAGGAGGAAGGAAAGGAAAGAGAUGGAAGAGCUGGAAACACUGAAUAUCAGGCGCCCUUUAAUAAAGAUGGUUUAUAAAGGUCACCGCAACUCCCGGACCAUGAUAAAGGAAGCCAACUUUUGGGGAUCCAACUUUGUCAUGAGUGGCUCAGACUGCGGCCAUAUUUUCAUCUGGGACCGCCACACUGCUGAGCACCUCAUGCUGCUGGAGGCUGACAACCACGUGGUGAACUGUCUGCAGCCUCACCCCUUUGACCCCAUUCUGGCCUCUUCGGGUAUUGAUUAUGAUAUAAAAAUUUGGUCGCCAUUGGAAGAAUCCAAGAUUUUUAACAGAAAACUUGCAGAUGAGGUUAUAACACGGAAUGAAUUAAUGCUGGAAGAGACGAGAAACACCAUCACUGUUCCAGCUUCCUUCAUGCUCCGAAUGUUGGCUUCAUUGAAUCAUAUAAGAGCAGACCGAUUGGAAGGUGACAGAUCAGAAGGAUCUGGCCAGGAGAACGAAAACGAAGAUGAAGAGUAACCAACAGUUGUGUGUGAGCACCUGGAGGUCACUGAAAUUUGUAUAAGACAUUAAUUAUAUUUUUCCUUACAGAGCUUUAGUGCAAUUCUGAGGUAUUGCUUUUGGAUAACCUAACCUUUUGUUUUUUUUGAAUGACUGUGUGCAUGACUUGGGGAGAGUGUGCAAGUUAAAAUAAGCAAAAAUGUUUUUAAAAYGUUUUGCCAUGUAUGAGGGGUGCUAGAAGAUGCCAAGUGCAAUAUUUUCCUUAAACGGCAAAUGUGGGAGCUUGGAUCAAUGUUUUAAAGUAACUUUCAUUAUAGUAAAAACGUUGGUUCAAAUAAAUUUCUAUACCUGCUGUUUGCAUGUUUGUUGCUUUCUAAUUAAAUGAUUUGGUUGUUUA